Molecule: messenger RNA, 2025 nt
Organism: Coregonus clupeaformis (lake whitefish)
Lineage: Eukaryota; Metazoa; Chordata; Actinopteri; Salmoniformes; Salmonidae
Gene: f2rl1.2
Product: coagulation factor II (thrombin) receptor-like 1, tandem duplicate 2
Exons: 2
Coding region: 90-1247 (385 amino acids)
Biological process (GO): phospholipase C-activating G protein-coupled receptor signaling pathway; positive regulation of Rho protein signal transduction; blood coagulation
Cellular component (GO): membrane
Molecular function (GO): thrombin-activated receptor activity
Source: RefSeq, a predicted model, not a curated record
UCGGAGUAAGUUAACUACCAUCUCGACCGCGGGAGGACGAAGACAAUUCAUAGACACCGACCAUUUAUACUGUACAAAGUUCAAGGACAAUGGCCUCAUCUCAAAUACUUUCCUGCUUAUUGUUGUUCGGUUGCGUGUGUGCAGCAAAUGCAAUUGGUAUAGGACGUGCGUUCAUCGGGGUGGUCGACCCUCAGGAUGCCGACCGCGUCACGGUGGACAAGGCAACCGCGGAAACUCUGCGGAGCAGUCUGACCACGGUGUUCCUCCCCAUUGUCUACAUAGUGGUGUUUGCUGUGGGGCUGCCCACCAACGCCAUGGCCAUCUGGGUCUUCCUGUUCAGGACCAAGAAGAAGCACCCUGCCGCCAUCUACAUGGCCAACCUGGCUCUGUCCGACCUGCUGUUUGUCAUCUGGACGCCCCUGAAGAUCGCCUACCACUUCAACGGCAAUGACUGGAUCUAUGGAGAGAGGCUGUGUAAAGUGCUGGUGGGCUUCUUCUACGGGAACAUGUACUGCUCCAUCCUUUUUAUCACCUGUCUGAGUGUGCAGCGCUACUGGGUGGUGGCUCAUCCUCUGUCCCACCAGAAGAAGAACAACAAAAUGGCCAUCACUGUCUCCGUCUCUAUUUGGGCCUUCAUCUGGCUCACCACCACCCCCCUGUACCUCUACGACCACACGGCCAAGCUCAUGGACCUCAACAUCACCACCUGCCAUGACGUCAACAUCAUUCAUGACCUGGAGAACCCCUUCCCUGACGUAGCGCUCCCCUACUUCUACUUCGUCCUCAUGGCCGGCAUUGUCUUCCUAGUCCCCUCCCUGGUCAUCAUCUUGGCCUACAUUCUCCUCCUCAAGGCCCUGGGGAACUCCAUGACGGACGGGAACGCUGGGAAGAACCGUCAGAAAGCCGUGGUGCUGAUCGUGACCGUGCUGGUCACCUUCCUGGUGUGUUUCGUCCCCAGUAACAUCAUGCUGGUCAUCCACUACACCCUCCUCAAGGACGGGGUGAUCAACAACGGCUACGGCUUCUACAUCACCACCCUGUGUCUGGCCAGCCUCAACAGCUGUCUGGAUCCCUUCAUCUACUACUUUGUGUCUGAGGACUUCAGGAACCAUGUGAAGAACACACUGCUGUGUAGAAGCAGCAGGACGGUGGAGAGGAUGAGGGUCUCCUUCAGCUCCAUGAAGUACUCCAAGAAGAGCAAGGCCUAUGUGUCUGAGUCAGGGAACACACAGAGCAGUACCUGCUAAUAGUGCAUGGGAGCCAUUCGGCCGACUAGGUAAAGACACUGGGAGAGGCUCAUUGAAAAUACAAUAUUUCUCUGUAUGUAUGUGGACUGUGAUGCACUGGAACUGUCUGAAUGUGCCUUAUGAAAAUAAAGAGACUAGAGGGAUCUCUCCUAUAACAGUUGGGAUAUAGACAGCAUUGGCAAGAAAUGGAACACGUUUUAAAUUAGCCCUGGACGCUGCUGAGCUCCAGAGUAGUGAAAAUGGCUGACAAUAUCGUGGACUUGCUACUUGUUUUGUCAUUUUCAUAGACAUAUCUCUCAUGGAUGAAAUGAAAGCAGAAUGUAUUCAUCACAAUUCUUGAUAGGCUGUUAAAGGGCUAAUGCGAAAGAUGUAAAGAUCUAGUUAGAUAUUCUAAAUUUGAAGAUCAAGAGGUCUAACAUCAAUGCAUAUUGGACAUGAUGUUGCCUAGCACAUGGUAAACAACAUGUUUUAUGAAAUCCCCAAAUAUAGACUCUUAAAUUGUGCCUUAUAGUGCUAGUGUAAAGGAACUCAAAUGUCAUGCCUUUAGGUGAAAAGUAUCAUGAUGAUGAUUUACCCAUAUUGUAGAGGGGCGGUGUUGGGGUCAAACUGGCUUUAAGUCUAUGGUCUACAUAUCUUCACUGGUAUAUGCCUUUAUACAGUGUAAUAUACUUUAUAUUUACCUCAGUGAGAUUAUAUAUGGCAGUAGGCUGUAAACAUUAACACUGCUAUUUUUUUACUUUAGUGUCAUUAUGUUUUAAGCUCACGUGAAUUUUUUAAG